Saccoglossus kowalevskii is the source of this 2614-nucleotide messenger RNA. Its product is annotated as tRNA endonuclease ANKZF1-like. Lineage: Eukaryota; Metazoa; Hemichordata; Enteropneusta; Harrimaniidae. Gene Ontology annotation, biological process: ERAD pathway. The record is from RefSeq and is a predicted model, not a curated record. Gene Ontology annotation, molecular function: protein binding.
UCAUUGUCGACCAUAACUGGAGUACAGUAUAAAUGGUAAAAGAACCAUGUCAAACAUUACAGUAGACUCGGUAGUUAUCUCGGCAUCUGACGAUAUGGACAGCACUGUACAAGCUAUGCAACGACUGGACGUUCAACAGUCCUCCUUACCCAACUCUUACUUUUCAUUUUUAUUAAGUGAAAGUAAAGCUAAAACGUUUUUCAGAGGACUUAGUCUUGCAUCGUGUCAGCCCAAUGUUACAUCUGCAGACUUCGAAACAGAACUGUCAGAGAUGAGUGAAAAUGAAGUUGGAAAUGCAAAUAACGAAAUAAAGGAACAUAAAGUAUCAGAUAAAAUGUUAUGUUCAACUUGUAAUAUCCAGUUUCAUUCACGAUCAGAACAGAAAGAACAUUAUAAACUGGACUGGCAUCGGUUCAAUUUAAAGCAGAAAGCCAUUGGACUAGAAGCAAUCUCAGAAGAAGAAUUUGAAAAAGUAGCCGCAGGAGGUAUAUCAAGCAUCUCGGGGAGUGAUAGCAGUGAUGAAACGGAUGACGACCUUUCACCUACCUCCAAACCACAUGCAGCACAUACAUGGUUGCCAUCUCGUGCCAAAUCUUCACUGGUCGGCAGUGGUACUUCAGAAAGUGAAACCGAUGAUGACGCCAAGCCGAGGCGAGCGGGACGAAGAUAUCCUAAAGUUUACUUCAAAAAUGAAGAUGGUCAGAUCAUUUCAGUUUAUAGGUGCCUUCUACAUGGAAAGAAGGAUAUCCCAGUAAGCCACUAUGAGUUUGUCUAUAGAGCUAAUAAUCUGGUACACCAACAACAAUGGUGUAUAUUGAUGGUGGCUGGCGGCCAUUUUGCUGGGGCAUUGUUCAAUGGGGAUAGUGUAGUGAUGCACAAGACAUUCCAUCGCUACACAGUCAGAGCCAAACGUGGUACAUCACAAGGUGCAAGAGAUUCACAGUCUGGAGCCUUUGCAAGAUCAGCUGGUGCUAGUCUCCGUCGAUACAAUGAAGCGGCAUUAUCACAGGAUAUUCAUGAUCUUCUUGACAGCUGGAGCGAACAUCUUGCAAAGUGCGACCACAUAUUCCUCCGUGCCCCUAGCUUCAAUAAAAGCAUAUUUUUUGGUGGGAAAAAAGCUCCAUUUGACAAGAAAGAUUGCCGAAUUGUUACCAUCCCGUUCUCUACAAGACGUCCGACUUUUGCUGAAUUGAAACGAGUACAUUCUUUGCUGUCUGUCGUUGAAUGUUACGGUCAAGAGGAGGAUGUUGCAGAUAUGUUGCCAUGGUCACCAAAACCAAAAGUAAAGCCAUAUAGGUUAUCCAAGCAGAAAGAUGGAAGCAGUCAAAAGAAAGUAAUGAUGCCACCAGAUGUUACAGAUGACACAAAAGUAUCCAGCUCAGAACCGGUGCAAAAAACUGGAAAAGAAAAAGUAGAUGAUGAAGAUGUGACUGAUGCUAAAGAAAUUGAUGAUGACAGUCAAAAAAUUGCAAAGAGCUCAGAUGCUGAUGUAUUAAUUGACGAGGAAGAAAGUCUAGCCCUUGAUAUUGUACAACAGGUAGAAAGCACACUGCAUCUGAAAGAGUUUGAUGUCCCUAGAAGGAAAAGACAGAAGAAAAAGAAAAAGCCAAUCAACCAGCAACAGGACCCAGAUGAGACUGAUAAAGAAAAAACAAGGAGAGGUUCUAAAGUAAUGGAACUGAGGAAUGAACUUUAUACAGCAUGUAAAAUAGGAGAUGAAUCAAUGCUGCUCUCAUUGCUUGAGAACAUGCAUGCGUCGUCGAUUGCGACAGCGUCCCAAGAGAAACAUGUUGGAGAACUUGACAAAGCUACUCAAAAUAUUGAUGACGUCUCAUACACGUCAUUUACAGUUGAGAAUGUUUCCCAGAGCGAUACAGAAAUAAUUGGAGGCAAAUCCAGCACAAAUGAAACUACGAACUCAGAAUCUGUGAUGAGUAAAUUGGAGAUAUUAAAUGAUACAUAUGCUGAUGAUGGCAGGACGUUGUUGCAUAUAUCGGCAAAAGCUGGACAGAGAGCAAUUAUAAGGCUGUUACUGGAAGCAGGAGCUGACCCAGCAAUUAAAGACAAAAAUAAUAGAUCCAGUUAUGCAUCAUGUAUCGAUAAAGCAACAAGAAAUGAAUUCAGGAAGUUCAUGGCUGAUUAUCCUAACAAAUACAACUAUUCAGUGGCACAGAUUCCUGCUCCGUUGACUUCAGAAAUGGAAGAAGAAAAAUCUGUCAAGUUAGCAGAAAAAAGGAAGGAAAGAAAAAAAGCCAAGCGAGAAAAACUAAAGGAACAGAAAGCUGAGGAACAAAGGAGAGAAGAGGAGGAAAAGGAACGCCAAUGGUUUGUAUCAUUGAGCGAUAGAGAGAAGAGAGCACUUGCAGCUGAACGCCGACUGGCACACCAAAGAGAAGCGAGUACAGGUAGUAGGCGUUGUUGGAUGUGCGGUGAAAGUCUAACUGAUAAAGUACCAUUUGAGUAUAUGGAUUUCAAGUUCUGCACGAUGAGAUGCUUAAAACAACAUAAACAACCAAGGAGCUGAUAUUUAUAAAAUACCUAUAGAAUGUUGUUAUAGAAAGAUAUAUGUAUAUUGUAAACUUAUUGAGUAAUAAAAUUAAUCGAUAUUAUUUAA